Molecule: messenger RNA, 1040 nt
Organism: Rhododendron vialii
Lineage: Eukaryota; Viridiplantae; Streptophyta; Magnoliopsida; Ericales; Ericaceae
Product: protein DMP3-like
Exons: 1
Coding region: 170-808 (212 amino acids)
Biological process (GO): endomembrane system organization
Source: RefSeq, a predicted model, not a curated record
AAUACUCCCCCUCCUCCAUCACCACCACCAUCAAAUCAAAACCCAAACCAAUUCACAAUUUCACCACCAUCUCCUCUGCGCACGGCAUAGCUCCGCCCGGCGCCACUGCCGUUUCCCCCCUUUUAAUCUUUCCGGUCAAUACAUUUCUCGAAACCCCAACAAAAUUAAAAUGUCUCUCAGAUCAAGGCCAACCAUCACAAAGCAAACAUCAAUCCCUGCCAACCCACCGGAAUCCCCCACGCCCCACCAACCUCCGCCGUCCCUAUCCCAACGAACACUCACCCAAACCCUCACCGGCACCGCCAACCUGGCCAACCUCCUCCCGACAGGCACCCUCCUCGCCCUCCAACUCCUCACCCCGACCUUCACCAGCGGCGGCGCGUGCGACUCCGCCACCCGCCCCAUGACCGCCGCCCUCCUCUGCCUCCUCGCCCUCUCCUGCUUCCUCGCCUCCUUUACCGACAGCUUCCGCUCCCCAACCGACGGCCAGGUCUACUACGGCUUCGCCACCUUCAACGGGCUGUGGCUGUUCGAUUCCCGGGCCGAGCCGGGUCCGGAUUCGGAUUUGAAAAAGUACAGGGCGACGUUGAUCGACUGGGUACACGGGGCGGCGUCCGUGCUGGUGUUUGCGGCGGUGGCGAUGAGGGAUAAGAGCGUGCUGAGUUGCUUCUACCCGACGCCGAGUCGGGAGGUUCAGGAGGUUUUGAAUGCAGCGCCGUUGGCCGUCGGGUUGAUUAGCAGCUUCUUGUUCAUGGUUUUUCCGACGAGGAGGCAUGGGAUUGGUUACCCUGUUACAAGCACCACAUAAAAGGCCUUGGUUGGAUUUUUAUUUUUAUUUUUUAAUUUGUAUGUGGAUUUUUUUGAUUCCUCGGGAGUAAAUAAUGUAAAAGAAAUGCUGGUUUUUUUUUUUUUUGCCUUCUAACAUGGAAUUCUUUAAAGAGAAUUAGUAAUUAUGAUACUGUAAUUGUGAUUCCAAUACUUGUUAGAUUCUCGGAAGAUGAAAAAUAAUGAAGCACAAAUAAGAGCGUCUCAAUUGUUAA